Messenger RNA from Siniperca chuatsi (mandarin fish), 5080 nucleotides. RefSeq names its product putative protein tag-278. NCBI's taxonomy places the organism in Eukaryota, Metazoa, Chordata, Actinopteri, Centrarchiformes, Sinipercidae. The record is from RefSeq and is a predicted model, not a curated record. The transcript is spliced from 6 exons. Bases 618 to 4922 code for a protein of 1434 amino acids.
AGGGAGAGAUCUAAAACAUGCAUGACAAGGGGUACUCCAGGAGAGGUUAGGAAACGCUGGUUUAAAGUACAUCCUUAAGAUUAAAGUGCUGUGUGGGUGGAAUAUCUCUAAUUUGAUCAUCAGUAAACCAAAUGCAAGCCCUAUAUACUGCUCAUGGCCCUAAAGACAGUCCACAUUGCAAAAUCAGUCAUGAAGACAUGUCAGAUAGUCAGACACGAUGAUUGUUACUAACGUGUGGAAUAUGCUGUGUGUAAGCACACCUGUUUUGAAACGCUAGUGUCAAAUAUCGACUCAGAAACCAUCACACACACUGUUGUGGCCUGACACAUCCGCAAACUCUGCAACACUUAGGCUCGAUGCACCGGCGACUCAGCUGUGUUAAAUCACCCUCUUCCUCAUAAUGAUACACCGGACAUAUGUCAGUAUAAGGAACUGAACCGUGACUAUCAGCGGAGGUGUCCAAACUUGGUCGCGUUUGGCUGGAGCUUGAUGUCGACUUUCUGAUCAACCUUGAGUAGGAAAAUUAAACAGGCAGGCUGGUUUGAUUUGGCGAAACAGUCACAUCCAGAGGAAAUUAAGUCAGAUGUCAGAGAGUCAAGGACGAGGAAGUUUUGAAGAUGGACCCCGAAAGUCCCGUAUCCAGGGUGGAGAGGACUCUGUGGACAGUUUGGUGCUACAUAACCGAAGCUGUGAACAGAUUCCUCAGGCCAGAGCCCACUAACAUCGUUAGCAAUGACCCGAACUCCUUUCAGGAAUCUACAGUAGAUAGUGAGCCUGCUAAUCACGCAGAGGGUGAUGCUAGCGGAAGGGAAGUCGAUGAGGAACGGCCUCUUGCGACAGCCUCUCUGCUUAACCCAUCUCGGCCAUUUGUUGCCUGGGAAUUUUGCACCACAGACAUCGACUUAGGGCCUGAUGAAGACAGCGUGCAGUACAAAACCCAGCUGAGCAGAGGCAGUGAGAGCAAAGCAUCUGAGGAAGGUGAGGGCACAAGAGAGGAACAGUUAUGCCAAACUGGAAGUGAUGAUGCAGGGCUGCUCGUCGCUAAAGAUGCAAAAGAAGACGAACAAGAAGAAAACGGAGAUUGGAGAUUGUACACGCGUGAGCGAGAUGAGAUGCCGGAGAAUGAUGAGUAUGAAGAACAUGUGAACACCAGAGUACUAAGACUUACAGAUGAUGCAAUGAGUGAAGACUUGGAGGAAAGUGGAAGCAAAGCUGAUGCUGAGGAGGAGACUGAGAGGGCAAUGACACCUGAUGAUCAUCAAAAAAUGAAUGAAAACAUGAGAAAUAUCCAAGUAAAGGAAGAAGAUGAUAAAAUGCGCCAUGAAGAUGAACAAGAUUUGGAGGCAGAAGACAUUGAAGUAAAACUGUGCACGAUCAUAGAUGUGAGUCUAGAAGAGGUGGAUGACAUAGAAGAGGCAAGGGUGCAGAGGGACGAGGCAGAUACAGCGGUGACGCAUGAGGAAGUAGAAAACAGUGAUGGUGUGUUACAGCUGGCCUCUGAAAAUGAAAACAAGUCUGAGGGAGCAAGACAAGUUGAAAAUCAGCUAUCAGUCUGUGAAGAGUUGUCAGAUGACAGAGAUUUCAAGGGAGACCCGGGCUUUAAUUCACUGCAUGCUGAGUUACAAAUAGCCUACGACAAAAGUGGCAUUGUGCCUGAGGAUGAGCUAAUUGUUGUUGGACAAGAGCAUGUGAUGGCUCAUAGAAGUGCAAGUGAUAAAGUUGAGGAGGAAGAUGAGUGGGAGCAGGGCGCUGUCAUUGAGGAAGAAAAUGUGAAUGAGGCUGAAAACAACCAGACAACAGAUGACGUGCCGGAGCGGGAAGACAACAUCAGAACAGUUACAGAAGACAGUCAAGAAGAAGACAUUUUAAUUAGAGAUGUUACAUGCAGCGAAGAUAUCGUGCAGAAUGCUGAAACAGAGCUGCACACAGCUCAUUUUGGAGAUGAUGAGGAUUUGGCCAAGGACACUGAAGUCCAAACCAUAACAAGAGAGACAGAUGAUGUUAAAACAGAAAGCCGUGGCGCAGUGAUCGAUGAAAGCUCGACAACAGACAUUUCAGCAGAUGAGAGAUUUUUUGAUAAAGAUCAAGUAGAAGGGGAAAGGCAGGAAGGUGAAGUAGGAAACAGAGAAAGUUACAUGGAAAUAGCAUGUACAGCCACUUCAGUUACAGUAAAACCUGAAGGCGAGACUGGACAGGAAAUAAGUGGAGAUUUUAAAAACAUUCCCCUGGGGAUAUGUGAAGGCCGGCUUGUUGUGUCGCAGGAGCUAAAUUCUCCAACAUGUGAGGAAACACAAGAGCGAGUUCCUGAAUACAACAAUGAGUCUGGGCCAGAUGAAAAUAAUACAACACACAGGUUCCUGAAAGUAGGAGAUUACGAGGAAACCCAGACCACCCAAUUACCAGAAGAGGUGGAGAGCAAAGAGCCGGAGAGCCUUCAAAACAGUGGCUGUAGCGCUGGAGCUGACUAUUUACUGGUGAGGGAGCAUAUGGAGGAGGACCAAGAAGGCACGAAAGAUAUUAAGAAGAAUGGCUUUCAUUUGGUUGUGGAGGAGCAUGCGGGAAUGCUGCGGCUUACUGUUGCUGGACUGCCACAAGAAACAGAGAAACCACUUGUUGAACCAGUAAUUCAAGAGUCUGGACUUUUAUAUGAGGAAGGAAAAUUAUCGGUUGACUCCAUUAAGACAGGGUUCGAACAAUCAGAGAAGGAUUUUGGGACAGAAGUUGGUUCAACAGAUGAGACUGAUAAGACAACAAAAGAGCUACAAGAUGGGACUGAAGAGUUUUUGGUUGAAUUUGAGAUAGAUGAAUGGUUAUGUAAUUCCAAAGAAGCUGAUGCUGCUGGAGACGGCCGUGAGAAGACAGGAGCUGCAGCAGUUGUGGUCGGAUUCGCUGAUGAAACUUUAACAUUCCUUGAAGCUAAGGUACAGAAGAUGACAGAGACGAACUUCUUUCAGGAGUCGGUAGAUGCCAUUAAUUUAGAGCAAAACAGCAACAGGACACUUAGUUUACUAGACGACAUUACUGAAUCUGGAUUCCUGAAACUGUCAAAUGAGACUGAGCCUAAAUUACUUGAAGAUAGGGCUACAGAAAUGCAAGAUGCAGGGAUAGACAUGCAAGAAACAGGUUAUGGAGUUGAGGAGGAGGCAGCGGCAGAUGAAAUACAGAACAAAAAUGAGAUGGAAAUGUUAAAUCUGCAGGUAGCGGGAAUGACAGCUGAGCUAACCACAGAAAGGAACGAAAAAGAAGAUGCUUUGAUUGCAGAAUCUGAGUUGUUUAGAGCAGUGGAGUCAGUGGAGACAAAAAAUCAACUAUCAGACGAAGCACUUGAGAUAAGCAACGAAGAGAUGUUAACAGAUACUGAAGUAGCUGAUGAAUCGAUGACAACCGAGUCCAAACCAAAAAAUUUAACUAAAAUAUCAACAGACGAAAUGGCAAAUGUGACGGAGUCAGAGGGGAGUUAUGCUGAAGGAACAGUUCGCUCAAUCAGUGGACGUCAAGAUGUGAUUGAUGAAGAGAUCCUUGAUUUGUGGAUACAGACGGCAUUGUCAGAGGACACUGAUGGCAUAAAACGGCGACAAGAGCCUGAGCCUGGACAACAAAUGGACACAGAAAUAGAGCCGUCAAAUGAGGAACAACAUGAAAUCUCAUCAGUGCAGACAGAGAAGGAUAAAGAGCAACUUGUGGAGUCAAAUUCGGGGGAAUCUGAAUUAGUGAGUGACACAGAAAUGUCUUCUUUAACAGUAGAGUCUGGAUUUUUGGACCAGUCUCUCUGUGAAUGGGGCACACAAAACAAUGAAACUCAGCUACUGAAAUCAACUAGCACUGGAUCAUUUCAAGGCAUAUAUGACAUGUUGGCUAAUAUGUCAGAAUCAGCAGACGUCUCUGAAUUAUCUACACAACAACUUAACUCUGGAUCUCAUGAUACAUUGAUGGAGGAAACCGCUGAGACAGGGCAAUCGUAUCUGAAAGAGGAGGAAUCGAUCACUGAGACAGGAUUUCACCCUGAUUCAGGAGUUACAUCAUCAGAGGAAUUGGAUAAAUCACAAGAAAAAACGGAAGAAAGAGUUGAAUCAGUGGAGACUGAAACAGGAUCACAGAAAGAGAUUGAUGCUGAGGUAACAGACCUAGAAUUGAAAACUGCCUGGAAAGACACUGAAGAAGCAGAUGUUAAGUCACUGACAGGAAUGAGCGCUCUUUUCAGAGUCGAGGAAACAAAAGUUGAAGAUAAGCUUCUCGAGAUAACACUGUGUGACUCUCCAGAUGGAGCCAAACACACAGAAUCAGGACGAUCUAGAAGUGGCUUUGAGGCUUUGUCAGAGGAGGGAAAGGUGUCGACAGAAUCUGGUUCACAAAGCGACACCUGCACUGAGUCUGAGAAGAAGUUAUUGAAGUUACCCUCACUGGACAAACCACAGCCCGCAUGGUCAGAAGAUGUUGCUGAUUCAUUACCUGGGCUGAACAGGGCUGAGGUGCCGACGACAGAGUCUGAAGAUCAGAUGGAGGUGGAUGCCUCCAUGCUGGACUUUACUGCACAAAGAUCAAGAAUUGCUAUUAAAAACCCUCGUGUAAGGCCACCCAAAGAUCCUCGUUCCCUUCUACAUAUGCCCUCAAUGGAUCCCACACCUGCUUCACAUCUGCCAGUCAAACUCCCUGCAGGUGUGCCUUUGGGAGGCUUGGGCAUUGGAAUAAAAUUGCCUGGGCUUGGUGCAGGUUUUCCUGUUUUAAAAAAGACACAACGGGUGGUGAGAGAUGAAAAUAGCCCCUCUCAGGAACCUGAGACAAAGCCAGAGGAGAAGAGUGACACUCCCAAGCAAGAUGAGGCACAACACAAACCUAAAUGGAUGCCACCAAGACACCCAGGAUUUGGAAAUCCACUUAUGUCUGAGCUGAAGACCAAACUGAAGAAAACCACAAAAGAGUGAAAAGAAGAUCAAUGAAAAUGCUUUGUGUGGAUAUUUUUAUAUAAUAUACAAAUGGUUUUAUUUUUGGUGUAUUUAUCAAACUAAAUACAGUGAUGUCCAUUGUGUCAAUUACCUGCCCUAUGUUUAACUUUUAUAAUAAAGCUUAACCGAAAAAGGAA